Molecule: messenger RNA, 1445 nt
Organism: Scomber japonicus (chub mackerel)
Lineage: Eukaryota; Metazoa; Chordata; Actinopteri; Scombriformes; Scombridae
Gene: nlk1
Product: nemo-like kinase, type 1
Biological process (GO): protein phosphorylation; intracellular signal transduction
Cellular component (GO): cytoplasm; nucleus
Molecular function (GO): ATP binding; MAP kinase activity
Source: RefSeq, a predicted model, not a curated record
UGGUGGCGAACCGGAGGAUGGCUUUCCACGGUGCAGGACGCCAAACGGUGUGCGGCGACUUGUUUCCGGGCUCCGACUUGGGCCACAAGUAUUUCUGUGUGAACUCCUCCUGCGGUGCUCCCUCCACGGGCCUGAGCGCCACGCCGUGCCUGACCGGCCCCACUGCCCCGGCAGGGACGCCCCGACACCCGACAGCACUGGGAGGGAGCACCGGCGGAGGAGCAGCGGUGCCUCAGCCGUACAGCAACCCGGCCAGCGAGGUGCCGAGCCCCGCAGAGAUGGAGCCGGACCGGCCCAUCGGUUACGGAGCAUUCGGAGUUGUUUGGUCGGUCACAGACCCGCGUGACGGCAGGAAGGUUGCUUUGAAGAAGAUGCCGAAUGUCUUCCAGAACCUGGUUUCCUGUAAGAGAGUCUUCAGAGAGCUGAGGAUGCUCUGCUUCUUCAAACACGACAACGUGUUGUCAGCUCUGGACAUUUUGCAGCCUCCACAAAUCGACUGCUUCGAGGAAAUCUACGUGAUAACAGAGCUGAUGCAGAGCGACCUCCACAAAGUGAUCGUGUCUCCUCAGCCUCUCACCACCGACCACAUCAAGGUCUUCCUCUACCAGAUCCUCCGAGGUUUGAAGUAUCUUCACUCUGCUGGGAUUCUGCACAGAGACAUCAAACCUGGAAACCUGCUGGUCAACAGCAACUGUCUGCUGAAGAUUUGUGAUUUCGGGUUGGCGCGCGUGGAGGAGCCCGACCCGUCGCGUCACAUGACCCAGGAAGUGGUGACUCAGUACUACCGAGCGCCGGAGGUGCUGAUGGGCUGCCGGCACUACGGCUCGGCCAUCGACGUCUGGUCGGUCGGAUGCAUCUUCGCUGAGCUGCUGGGACGACGGAUCCUCUUCCAGGCUCAGAGCCCCAUCCAGCAGCUGGAUCUGAUCACAGACCUGCUGGGAACUCCUCCGCUGUCUGCGCUGUCGUCAGCCUGCGAAGGAGCCCGAGCUCACAUCCUGAGAGGACCGCACAAACCGCCGUCGCUGUCGGUGCUCUACAUGCUGUCUGACGGAGCGACACACGAGGCGGUGCACCUGCUCUGCCGGAUGCUCGUCUUCGAUCCGGCGAAGCGUAUCUCCGGCAGCGACGCUCUGUCCCACCCGUACCUGGACGAGGGACGCCUGCGUUACCACACCUGCAUGUGUCAGUGCUGCUACUCCGUCCCCAGCGGACGAGUCAACACCCGAGACUUCGAGCCGGUCGCAGAGCGGCCGUUCAGCCACAGCUACGAGAACAGUCUGCUCUCCGUCUGGCAGGGGAAAGAGUUGAUCCAUCGCUUCAUCACGGAGCACCAGCAGGGCAAACGAGUGCCGCUGUGCAUCAACCCUCAGAGUGCUGCCUUCAAGACCUUGUUCAGGUCCACUGCUUGGCAUUCCUCCAAGGUUUCCAGGAAGGAAGAGAGAUGA